AUGUACCAGAAAUACACCUUGGGGUUCAUACGAUGUCCAGAAACAAAUCAGGUACUUCUCUUGAAUAGAGAAAAACUGCCAUGGAUGGGUAGAUGGAACGGGGUGGGUGGAAAAUUAGAUGCUGAUGAGACUCCAUUGCAAUGUAUAAUCCGAGAGACUUUAGAAGAAACUGGUUUGAACGUAGAUUCAUAUAUAGAUAGAGGUGUUUUAUUGUGGAACGUUGAUGGUGAGGAUAAAGGUGGAGUGCAUUUAUUCACUGCUGACAUUUCCCGGCAGCAAUUGGAAAAAUACCCAACUCCAAUUCGUUACUGCCAUGAAGGUGUUCUUGACUGGAAAAACUUGGAUUGGGUGUUACACGAGGAAAAUACGGGAGUGGUGGAUAAUAUUAAGAUUAUGUUCCGAGACGUAUUUGAUGCUCAACUGCAAGCUGUGUUCACAUCUAAAUACUCAAAUAAUUUUCUCAUCAGCUUUGUCUACUACCCGCAGGGACAGUUAAUAAAAUAA
Molecule: messenger RNA, 504 nt
Organism: Meyerozyma guilliermondii ATCC 6260
Lineage: Eukaryota; Fungi; Ascomycota; Pichiomycetes; Serinales; Debaryomycetaceae
Exons: 1
Coding region: 1-504 (167 amino acids)
Molecular function (GO): hydrolase activity, acting on acid anhydrides, in phosphorus-containing anhydrides
Source: RefSeq, a predicted model, not a curated record